Molecule: messenger RNA, 625 nt
Organism: Cyphomyrmex costatus
Lineage: Eukaryota; Metazoa; Arthropoda; Insecta; Hymenoptera; Formicidae
Gene: sing
Product: MARVEL domain-containing protein sing
Exons: 4
Coding region: 86-625 (179 amino acids)
Cellular component (GO): membrane
Source: RefSeq, a predicted model, not a curated record
CGAAAUAGUUUAACGAACGUCACAAUUCAAUACAAGAACACGUAUUAAAUUAAUCGUCUACAACGAAAUUAUAAGCACGAACAAUAUGGGACCUAUAAUCAGGAUGUCAUCUUCUGGUACGCACGGCACGGGCGGUGUUGGUUGCUGCUGUUUUAGAUGUUGCACGUGUAUACACGUGGAGUUCUUUAAAUCAUUGCCAGGAAUCAUAAAAAUUUGUGAAACGGUAAUCAGCGGAUUAAUUCAAAGUUUACUUAUAAAUUAUGGCUUGAGAUACAGUUCAUCUAUUGGAUCGGCUUUUGAAGGGUCAUUGACCACGGCAUCCGCCUGUUUCCUGAUUUCCGCUCUGUUACUCGCUUGCUAUACAAUUUCUGAAAAAUCUUACAAACUAAUUCGUGCUUCACUUUUUGAAACGAUGUUCAAUUGUUUAGCCUGCUUCUUAUAUUUAUGCUCGGCACUUUACUUAGCUUUUGCUACUAAAUUAUUUCUGAUGAUCCCGUAUUAUAUGAGUCCCGGCUUCGACGUUUAUCCUGCCAUGACAGCCACUUAUAUCCUAAGUGGCGUCGUGGGAUUAUUACAUGGAGCAGAUGCUUAUUGGUCCUAUGUGCAUUACAAAACCGGAAGAUAA